AUGUUGAAUCACGCCGCUGAAAGCAUUGGCAAUCGGAGGUCAGCCUGUGACAGAUGCCGACGUCACAAGCUGCGUUGUGAAAAAGGGGAUACAGCGCGCUGUCGCCGAUGCGAGAAGGCUGACGCGCAAUGUGUCAUGGGCCCUGCGCUCAAGUCUGGUCGUCCCACGCAGAUACUCAAUGAUCCUCAGCAACAGGUGUUUUUUGCUCCGAGGGAGCAUUCAAUUCUUGGCUUCCCAGCGGAUGCCGUGCCAGAUGCGUCAAUGCUGCAGCCUAUUUAUCUAGACACACCUUCCGAUGUCCCUAGCAUUGGAGCAGGUCCAGAAAUGCACCGUCUAAUGUCACCCGCCAACAUUGAUGACUUUAACGAUAUCUGGUCCCCUUCAUUUGGCCAGGGUCUAUUUCCAGUUACCGUGCAUGAACAGGUGCCGGUCACUCCACCCUCGGAGCCACGCAACGAAGUUCUGGAAAAGUUGGCCGGCCUCCAAGCGAACAUUCUUGCUGACCUUGAGGCCGUGAAGCAUUGCAGAACAGCCGAUAAAUGCCCCGAGGCUGUAAACCCAACUGAUUCUAUCACCGGCCAGAAUGCCAUGGUCGGUCGCAUGCUAGAUCACUCCACGGCCCUCCUCGAUGUUCUAAAUUGCUUCCAGCCGAUCUGUGCGGACGCCGACGUCUUCGAGCUAUCAUGCGAGAUCCCGACAAUGACCAUGCUUCUUUCGUGCUAUGUGUGCCUAGUCCGCAUCUAUCGAACUAUCUUUUCAUGUAUUCUAGACUCCUUGCCGUUCCUAUUGGGUGUUCAGCACCCGAUUCCCCAGUUAUUCCCCGGCAUGCAUCUCGGCGGAUUUAAGCUGGAGGCUCGGGUCGAUCUUCAGGUACAGAUCCUGGUUCGAGUCAGUGAGGGUAUGCUGAAGAAUAUCGAAACCAGAUUUGGUCUCCCAGGUAGUGGCUCUGCAACUGGAGAGGAAACGUCCCGGCUCGGGAAAGCUGCUCGGCUGUUACAAAUAAUGCUGGAAGAGGAAGCCAGCGAACAGCCUCAAUUAUACAACCCCCGAGGUCAUUGCCAGCCUCUGAAAGAGAUCCUCGCCAGCCUCCGGGACAUGGAUCAUGAAUGCCAAGCUUGA
This is a messenger RNA of Penicillium canariense, 1119 nucleotides long. Its product is annotated as Zn(II)2Cys6 transcription factor domain-containing protein. The record is from RefSeq and is a predicted model, not a curated record. Gene Ontology annotation, molecular function: zinc ion binding; DNA-binding transcription factor activity, RNA polymerase II-specific. Lineage: Eukaryota; Fungi; Ascomycota; Eurotiomycetes; Eurotiales; Aspergillaceae. The coding region runs from base 1 to 1119 and encodes 372 amino acids. Gene Ontology annotation, biological process: regulation of DNA-templated transcription. The transcript has a single exon.